Messenger RNA from Marmota flaviventris (yellow-bellied marmot), 1752 nucleotides. It is a transcript of the gene Gtpbp6, whose product is annotated as GTP binding protein 6 (putative). NCBI's taxonomy places the organism in Eukaryota, Metazoa, Chordata, Mammalia, Rodentia, Sciuridae. The record is from RefSeq and is a predicted model, not a curated record. Gene Ontology annotation, molecular function: ribosome binding; GTP binding. Gene Ontology annotation, cellular component: cytoplasm.
AUGUGGGCCCUGCGGGCCGCCGUCCGCCCGGGGCUGCGGCUCUCCCGUGUAGGCCGCGGCCGCCUGGUUUCCAGGGCCGCACCGCCGCCGCCCUGUCCCGUGCGCGCGCUCGCCGCCACCGGCCGUUAUGGCCCGGGGGGCCGGGAGGGGCCGGGGAGCGCUGAGCGGAGUAAAGCGAAUGGUCGGACCACACGCGCGGGAGAGGACGAGGAAGAGCCCGAAGAUGAGGGAGAGGAGGAGGAGGAGGAGGAGGAGGAGUUGCUCAGGAGCGACCCCCUGCUGCCGGCCGGGACCCAGCGCGUGUGCUUGGUUCACCCUGAGGUCAAGUGGGGACCCGGGAAGCCGCAGCUGACCAGAGCCGAGUGGCAGGUGGCAGAAGCCCGGGCUCUGGUCCACACGCUGGCUGGCUGGUCUGUGGUGGAGACCAUGGUGGUGUCCACCAAAACGCCUGAGAGGAAGCUCAUCUUUGGCAAAGGGAACUUUGAGCACCUGACAGAAAGAAUCAGAGGGUCUCCAGAAAUCACGUGCGUGUUCCUGAACGUGGAGAGGCUGUCCCCGCCCACCAAGAAAGAGCUGGAGGCCGCCUGGGGCGUGCGGGUGUUGGACCGCUUCACCGUCGUUCUGCACAUCUUCCGCUGCCACGCGCGCACCAAGGAGGCCCGGCUGCAGGUGGCGCUGGCCGAGAUCCCCCUGCUCAGGUCGAACCUGAAGCACGACGCGGCUGUCCCGGACCGAGGCGGCGGGGGCUCUCGGUACAUCAUGGGGUCCGGAGAGUCCUUCCUGCAGCUGCGGCAGCGCCUCCUGAGGGAGCAGGAGGUGAAGCUCCGGAGGGCCCUGGAGAGGCUGCGCAGGAAGAGGCAGCUCCUGCGGAGGCAGCGCGCCAAGCGGGAGUUCCCGGUGGUCGCCGUGGUCGGGUACACCAACUGCGGGAAAACCACACUGAUCCGGGCCCUGACGGGUGACGAGGCCGCGCAGCCUCGGGACCAGCUGUUUGCCACACUGGACAUCACGGCCCAUGCAGGAUCCCUGCCCUCGCGCAUGACCGUCCUCUACAUGGACACCAUCGGCUUCCUCUCCCAGCUGCCCCACGGCCUGAUCGAGUCCUUCUCUGCCACCCUGGAGGAUGUGGCCCACUCGGAUCUCAUUGUGCACGUGAGAGACGUCAGCCACCCCGAGACGGAGCUGCAGAAAGUCAGCGUCCUGUCUGCCCUGCAGGGCCUGGGCCUGCCCGCCCCUCUGCUGGACUCCGUGGUCGAAGUGCACAACAAGGUGGAUCUGGUUCCGGGGUACCGUCCCCCAGACCCGAGAGCAGUGGCCGUGUCCGCCCUCCUGGGACAGGGGCUGGAGGAGCUGAGGGUGGGGCUGGAGGAGGCCGUGCUGAGGGCCACCGGGAGGCAGGUGCUCACCCUGCACGUCAAGCUGGCCGGGCCGCAGCUCAGCUGGCUUUACAAGGAGGCCACGGUGCAGCAGGUGGACGUGCUGCCUGAGGCCGGGGCAGCCCACGUGAAGGUCAUCAUCAGCACCUCGGCCUAUGGCAAGUUCCGGAAGCUCUUCCCAGGAUGAACUUGCCUGCGCUGGGCACUGUGUGGCUUCCGAACUGGAAACAAGUGGCCGCCGCCUCGCUGGCUGCACCCCCACCCCGUCCACGGCCGAGCAGGGCCGGCGGUCGGCCCAGCCUGCACCCCUGCCGCAGCUGGUCAGCCUGUGGUGUCCUUGCUGCUAUUAAAGUCCAUGUCAGGUGUGCGAACAGCA